This is a messenger RNA of Cryptomeria japonica (Japanese cedar), 3455 nucleotides long. RefSeq names its product disease resistance protein Roq1. Gene Ontology annotation, molecular function: ADP binding. The record is from RefSeq and is a predicted model, not a curated record. The coding region runs from base 366 to 3413 and encodes 1015 amino acids. The transcript has 5 exons. Gene Ontology annotation, biological process: signal transduction; defense response. NCBI's taxonomy places the organism in Eukaryota, Viridiplantae, Streptophyta, Pinopsida, Cupressales, Cupressaceae.
UGUCUUCCAUCCUUUCUACCGCUGUGCACAGAAAUUUCUCCUACUUUAAUCUUUCCGCCUCUUGUCUUCCAUUUCUUCUGAAACCGUGUAGAUAAAAUAGUGUGGUGAGAUCUUGUGCCCUCCCACGCAUUAUUUCUACUAUAAUCUCUUCGCCCUUUGUCUUCCAUCCUUUCUAGCCCUGCGUUUGAUUGAGUUCCAUGGCAAGGGGAAAUUAGAUUACCAAUUCUGCCUUUGAGGAAAUUCUGGUGCCUUCUGCAUCGUCUUCAACUCCAACAAAAAAGGUACGGUAUGAUGUAUUCAUAAGCCAUCGUGGCACUGACACCAAGCAAACCCUAGCCACCUCAAUCUACCGUGCCCUCAAACUGAUGGGACUUGAAGUUUUCUUAGAUGAACCAGAGCUUGAUCUUGGUGAUUCCAUACCCUGUGAAAUACAAGAAGCCAUGACUACUUCUUUCCUGCAUAUUGCUAUACUUUCACCCAGAUAUGCAGAAUCAACUUGGUGUCUGGCCGAGUUAUCGUUUAUGAUGAAGCAAAUUGAAAGUGGCAAGCAGAUCAAUAGUGAGAAGCACAUUGUUCCUGUGUUCUACAAUGUUGAUCCAAGAGAUAUCCGGUGGAUAAAAAGAGCCUAUGCUCAAGCAUUUUCCGAGCAUGUAGCCAAGGGGAGAUAUACUUCACAAAAGCUUGAGGAUUGGAAGUCGGCGCUGCAAAAGGUUUCAUACCUUAAAGGCCCCAUUGUCAACAGUGACAAUGAUGAAGGAAUGUUGAAGACUAUUGAAAAUUAUGUACACAAGCGCUCUAAAAAGAUUUCAUUUGUUGUGGCCAAACAUCCUGUGGGUCUUGAUGAAACCUUAAAAGAUUUUAAAAGAAGUGUUUUGGAAUCUCUUGAAGAUGUAAAAAUUGUGGGGAUCACAGGUAUGGGUGGGUGUGGAAAAACCACAUUAGCAAAGGAAUACUACAAUGAGAAAAUGCAAUCCUUCUAUAGAUGUAGUUUUGUUUGCAUUGAUCGAGAUGUACCAAGUAAAAAUUUGUAUGAAAAGCAGAAAAAAAUGUUCCAAGAUCUAGGUGGCUCGAAAGAUAUAUUAUUUGAUAAUGUAGAAGAAGGAAAAGCAAUCCUUGCAGAGCAUUUGAGAUUUGUUCAAGUAUUUAUUAUCUUGGAUGAUGUAGAUCAUAUAGAUCAAUUGGAGUGUCUCUUGCCAAUAAAAAAUAAUUUUAGACAAGGUAGUGUGAUUGUGAUUACAAGUCGAGAUUCACACAUUCUUACAUCAUGGGGAAUCCCUUCUAGUUCUAUUUACAAAAUGAAAGAAUUAAAUUUCAAAUAUGCUAUGGAACUAUUUUGUUUGCAUGCUUUCGAACAACCCUCUCCAAAAGAAGGAUUUGAAUGCCUUGUUAAAAGUUUUUUAAAAUUCUGCCAAGGAUUGCCAUUAUCCCUUAAGGUAUUAGGAGGACUUGUACAUGGAAAUCCGAAAGGCUACUGGGAUUCUCAAUUAGGUAAGGUGUCCAAAUCAUUGCCCAAAGACAUUAAAAGCAUACUAAAAGUGAGUAUUGAUGCUCUAGAUGAGGAACAAGAGGAGAUAUUUUUAGAUAUAUCUUGUUUCUUCAUAGGAACAGAAAAAGAUUCGGCCAUCACAGUGUGGGAUGAGUCCAAAUGGAGUGGGGAGUGUAGUUUGCAAACACUUGUGGAUAAAUGUUUGGUUGACGUAGAUGAGACAAACUGCUUAAGAAUGCAUGAUCUGCUGAGAGAUUUGGGAAGGGACAUUUCAAAGACACGGUCACCGUACCGUCUAUGGUCACCGGAGCAAAUAACCCACAUUAUUGAGAAACAGGGGAAAAGAAGCGUGCCGAUUCGGGGAAUUAAAGCCCAAACAGAUGAAUUUUAUGAAGAAUUUGUGGAGCUUGUCAGAGGAUCAGGUAGAGAGUUUAAGCGGAAGCGGGGUUUAAAAAUCCUGGAUGUUGAAAACAAUAGUUUUACAGAAGAAUUAGCAACACUAUCAGAAGGCCUUGUCUGUCUGCGAUGGGCCAACUUCCCGCAUACAGCUCUUCCUUCAGGGAUUUCGUUGAAGAAGUUGAGAGUUUUAGAGCUUUGCGAAGCUUCUAAAUUAGAAGAGCCGUGGAGCGAGACUGCCGAUCCUCCUCUGCAGUUGAGAGUGCUGAAAAUCAUUCAUGCCGGAAAUAUGCUGAGAUUUCCAAGGUCAAUAGGAUUUCUGAAGCAUCUAAAAGAGAUAUCCUUUGACUCUGAAGGAGCUCCUAUCGAAGGCCUACCAGAAGAGUUUUGCCGUCUCCAAGCGCUGGAGCGCCUCAGGUUAAUUGGAUGUGAUAAGCUAAAAUCGCUACCCAGCAAGUUCAGGGAUUUGACGAAUCUGCAAAAUCUACAAUUGAGCGGAUGCAGUGGGUUGAUGGUCCCGUCGGAAGCACUUGUGCAGCUUACUAGCCUUCAAGUUCUGAAUAUUGAAAGAUGCCCCGGGCUCACAGAAUUAGUUAUCCAGCCGGAGUGCUUUUCCUCUUCACUCUGCAGCCUCGAACUUUUAGUUUUAAGUCAGUGCGUUGUGUCUAGGAUAUCAAUCUCUCCACAAUGUUGCCCUAGUCUGCAAUACCUAUCUCUUUCCGGCAAUCACGACUUAGUAGAGAUCGAUAGCUUGCCAACAUCAGUCAAAAACGUUGAUGUGUCCAGAUGUUCAAAUCUGCAAAGCAUAAACCUUAAUUGUGGUCUGGUCAAGCUACAGUAUCUGCAUGUAUGGGAGUGUGAGGAGCUCAGGAAAAUAAGAGGACUAGAAAAUUGUAGUUCGUUAGAGAUGUUGAUGGUACAUACUUGGGGGCAGCUGCCAGUGAUAGAAAGUCUCAAAGAUAUGGAGAGUUUGAAGAGGGUAAGUCUCACAGCAGCAUGUCACAAGUCAGCAUUUGAAGCUUGCCUUCAAACUUUAAAUAGAGAGAAAUGGCCAAGGGAAUGUAUAAUAUGUUGUAGGACAGCGCCCGGCGUGGAGGCAAUUGUGAAGUCUUUUACUUUUCCUGGUCUCACUUUGGUUGACUCGUUCAACAGGUAUUCUUGGCACUAUAUGGAUAGCUAUUCUUGGCAGUAUGUCUUUUUGGGAGAGCGUUCUGCCAACGCGGCAGCGAUGAUAUGCCUGGUUAUAAAUUCCCCUGUAGAUGAUAUCACCCUCCUACAGGUGACUUGUGUUAAGCCAAUAAAUGCUCAUACGCUUUUGAAAGGAGGAAAAUGGGUAUACAUAGGUGUUUUCACUCCAUCCUCACUUGAGGGAAGGGAAGUUCCCUUCGGUCUUACGAGGUUAUCCAAAGGGAAGUUAGAAGAUUUGGUAGAUACGGGAAUAUUAGCGAUGGGUGAGGAAAAUACAGCUGUGGAUGCUUUCCACGAAUUAGUGCAACAUUUGGGAAAAGCAGGUGAUAUUUGUGAGGCUUAAUAUUGUAAAUAUGAAUAAAUAUAAAGUAAAAAUACAUUAUGA